AUGAAUUUUUUUACUAUACAUAACCCAAAUACAGUAAGGUCUUAUGGCUUCAAACCGGCCAAUUAUCAAGUCUCAGGAGAAUUUAGCUUAUUCAUGCACUUAGAUCAGGAUCCAAAAGACAGUGGGAUAGUCGCAUGGUUCGCUGCAGAUAACUCUUGGCAAUUGAUGCAUUAUUUAGGUAACGGAAUUGCGAUAUUUGCACCUCAUAGUGUGGGCUUACAUCCUGAUAUUAAUGGCAGAUUUGCUGUAGCAAGAUUUACUGCUCUAUUAAAUGGAAAUUAUACCUUAAGUCAUGUUAAUAAUACUUAUAACACCUUAAGUAGUUUAGAAACAGGUGGUUAUAUAACUGAUAUAUCUGGCAUCGAGGAUGUAAAAUCAUAUUUAUCAUCUGCUGGUGGUAUUUCCGUUAAAGCAAACGAUUCAAUUGGUAUUGAGUUCGAAAUAACUGCCGCUACUGUUGAAGUCCAAUUAAUACAAAUCACGAUAAAUGUUAUAGUGCCCCAGAAGGCAUUAUUAGAUCUCUUGGAGCCGUAUUAG
Messenger RNA from Dentiscutata erythropus, 537 nucleotides. The record is from the annotation of a GenBank genome assembly. Lineage: Eukaryota; Fungi; Glomeromycota; Glomeromycetes; Diversisporales; Gigasporaceae.